Messenger RNA from Fusarium musae, 930 nucleotides. RefSeq lists its product as uncharacterized. Gene Ontology annotation, cellular component: methionine adenosyltransferase complex. Gene Ontology annotation, biological process: S-adenosylmethionine biosynthetic process. Bases 1 to 930 code for a protein of 309 amino acids. The record is from RefSeq and is a predicted model, not a curated record. NCBI's taxonomy places the organism in Eukaryota, Fungi, Ascomycota, Sordariomycetes, Hypocreales, Nectriaceae. Gene Ontology annotation, molecular function: methionine adenosyltransferase regulator activity. The transcript is spliced from 2 exons.
AUGCCUGGAAUUGAUCUCAACGGUUCAAAUGGCACAAACGGCCUGCACCUCCGUAGACCAAACCGCUUCCUCAUCUGGGGCGGUCGCGGCUGGAUAGCCGGCCUUCUGAAAGAUCUCCUCCUCCGCCAAGGCAAGGAAGUCUACACCACAACUAUCCGCAUGGAAGAUCGCGAGAACGUCGCCAAAGCACUUGAGGUCUACAAACCGACGCACGUUCUUAACGCUGCGGGCUGUACAGGUCGACCUAACGUCGAUUGGUGCGAAGACAACAAGGCGCAGACUGUCCUUUCGAAUGUCAUUGGGACUUUGACGGUUGCGGAUGAGUGUUCUCGGCGAGGGAUUCACUGUACUGUAUUUGCGACGGGGUGUAUUUAUCAGUAUGAUGAGGAGCAUCCUGUUGGGGGUAGGGGAUUUAAGGAGACUGAUGCUCCGAACUUUGAUGGGAGCUUCUACUCUAUGACGAAGGCUCACGUUGAACCAAUCUUGGCAAGCUUUGACAACAUCUUGAUUCUCCGCCUUCGCAUGCCAGUAAGCGACGAUCUCAACCCCCGAAACUUCGUCACCAAGAUCUCCCAGUACAAAUUCGUAGUCGACAUACCCAACAGCAACACCAUUCUUCACGAUCUACUCCCUGCAUCAAUCAUCCUGGCUGAGAACAGAGAUACUGGGGUUUACAACUUUACAAACCCCGGUGCCAUCUCACACAAUGAGGUGCUCGGCUUGUUCAAGGAGAUUGUUCGACCGGUGUUCACGUGGAAGAACUUUAGUGUUGAGGAGCAGGCCAAGGUGAUCAAGGCUGGACGGAGUAAUUGUCAGUUGGAUAGUACUAAGUUGGUGAAGAGGAUGAAGGGGUAUGGUUAUGAGAUUCCUGAGGUACACGAGGCGUACAGGCAGUGUUUUGAGAGGAUGAAGGCUGCCGGCAUCCAGUAA